Molecule: messenger RNA, 681 nt
Organism: Durusdinium trenchii
Lineage: Eukaryota; Dinophyceae; Suessiales; Symbiodiniaceae
Source: the annotation of a GenBank genome assembly
AUGCAUUGUUCCAAGGCUUGCUUUGUCAUUUCUCUGGUGCAGUGGGGUCAUUCUAGUGGCUGGUUGGCAGAUGAUGAAGGAACCAUUGUCUUGGUCGUUGGCACUUGCCUCAUUUUCCCAAUUGGCAUUGUCGCCUUUCUGCACCUCUUGGCAGUGUUCCUUGCACACCUGUGCUACAUUUGCUGUCGAACACAGGACACGUCUGCAACAAAUGUGGAACUGAGUCUUUUAGGGCCUAGCCAAUGGAAUUUGCUUUUGCCAGCACAUUGCCAAGUGCCAGUGCGUGAAGUUGUGCUGACAAUGCCUGCCGGGGGAGAAGCUUCAGACCCUUUAGUUUCGGAGCGAACUGAGUCGAGGUCGCACCUAGAAUUCCAGAUUCUUGACUACGUCGCGAAGGUCGGGCCAUUGGAAGCACCAGUGGCAGUACUUCUUGGAGGCAACGAGCAUCACUCUGAGAUUGUUUAUGCGGAUGAGGACAUGGCUCGGAUUUGUCAGAGGUUCACUGCACGGUUUGCCCCCCAGAUCGCAGAUGCCUUGUCUCGGAGUGUGAUCAGCAUCUUGCACCAGCGUACAAAGCCGCGGGAGAUCUUGGUUGUGAAUAUUUCAUUCGCGGAUGGUGAUAGCGACCAAAGCGAGAGUGACCCAGGUGAAGCCUUGCUUGGUGAGAGCACUCGAUCGUGA